ACCAAUUCAUAAUGAAAACCAGUCCCCGUCGGCCAUUGAUUCUCAAAAGACAGCAGCUGCCCCUUCCUGUUCAAAAUGGCCCAAGUGAAACAUCAGAGGAGGAACCUAAGAGAUCCCCUGCCCAACAGGAGCCUAGUCAAGCACAGGCCUCCAAGGAAGUGGCAGAGUCCAGCUCUUGCAAGUUCCCAGCUGGGAUCAAGAUUAUCAACUACCCCACCAUGCCCAACACCCAAGUAGUGGCCAUCCCCAACAAUGCCAAUAUCCACAGCAUCAUCACGGCACUGACUGCCAUGGGAAGAGAGAGUGGCAUUAGUGGGCCCAAGAGAUUCAUCCUUAUCAGCUGUGGGGGAGCCCCAACUCAGCCUCCAAGACUCCAGCCUCAAAUCCAAACCAGCUGUGAUGCCAAAAGGACAGAAGUGACCGUGGAGACCUUGGGACCAAAACCUGCAACUACGGAUAUAAAUCUUCCUAGACCACCUGGAGCUCUUUGUGGGCAGAAACAGGAGAGCCGUGCAGGUGGUGAGGCAGCAGGCUGCACUAUCAACAAUAGCCUCUCCAACAUCCCGUGGCUUCAAAACAUGAAUUCUGAUGGACUGGGCUCCUCCAUCAAGCAAGACAUGGAGGAAAAGGAGAAUUGUCACCUGGAGCAGAGACAGGUUAAGGUUAAGGAGCCUUCGCGACCAUCAAUGUCCUGGCAGAACUCCGUGUCUGAGCGGCCACCUUAUUCUUACAUGGCCAUGAUACAAUUUGCCAUCAACAGCAUUGAGAGGAAGCGCAUGACCUUGAAAGACAUCUAUACUUGGAUUGAGGACCACUUUCCCUAUUUUAAACACAUUGCCAAGCCAGGCUGGAAGAACUCCAUCCGCCACAACCUUUCCCUGCAUGACAUGUUCAUCCGGAAGACGUCCACCAAUGGCAAGGUCUUCUGGACCAUUCAUCCCUGUGCCAACCGCUACUUGAUAUUAGACCAGGUGUUUAAGCCACUGGACCCAGGAUCUCCACAAUUGCCCGAGCACUUGGAAUCACAGCAGAAACGACCCAAUCCAGAGCUCCACCGGAACGUGACAAUCAAAACUGAACUCCCCCUGGGCGCAGGCAGAAGAUUGAAGCCACUACUACCACGGGUCAGCUCGUACCUGGUGUCUAUCCAGUUCCCGGUGAAUCAGUUGCUGGUGUUGCAGCCCUCGGUCAAGGUGCCAUUGCCCCUGGCGGCUUCUCUCAUGAGCUCAGAGCUCGCCCGCCAUAGCAAGCGAAUCCGCGUCGCCCCCAGGGUACUGCUACCUGAGGAGGGGAUAGCUCCUCUUCCUUCUGCAGGGUCAGUGAAAGAGGAGAAACUCCUGUUUGGAGAAGAACUCUCACCUUUGCUUCCAGUUCAGUCUAUCAAGGAGGAAGAAAUCCAGCCUGGGGAGGAAAUGCCACACUUAAUGAGACCCAUCAAAGUGAAGAGCCCUCCCUUGCAAGAGUUGCCGUCCCCAGCCCCAUCUUUCAAAGAGGAAUCUUCUCCAUCCUGGGAGGAUUUGUCCCAAUCUCCCACCCCAAGACCCAAGAAGUCCUACAGUGGGCUCAGGUCCCCAACCCAGUGUGUCUCGGAAAUGCUUGCGAUUAAA
Cebus imitator (Panamanian white-faced capuchin) is the source of this 1607-nucleotide messenger RNA. Its product is annotated as forkhead box protein M1-like. The record is from RefSeq and is a predicted model, not a curated record. Gene Ontology annotation, biological process: G2/M transition of mitotic cell cycle; regulation of DNA-templated transcription. Gene Ontology annotation, molecular function: sequence-specific DNA binding; DNA-binding transcription factor activity. NCBI's taxonomy places the organism in Eukaryota, Metazoa, Chordata, Mammalia, Primates, Cebidae.